Aegilops tauschii subsp. strangulata is the source of this 816-nucleotide messenger RNA. RefSeq lists its product as uncharacterized. Gene Ontology annotation, molecular function: RNA binding. Gene Ontology annotation, cellular component: small nuclear ribonucleoprotein complex. The record is from RefSeq and is a predicted model, not a curated record. NCBI's taxonomy places the organism in Eukaryota, Viridiplantae, Streptophyta, Magnoliopsida, Poales, Poaceae. Gene Ontology annotation, biological process: RNA splicing.
CCGCCCCUCCCCUCCCCUCGUCCUCUUCCUCCUCAGACAAGCCCUCCCCCUCUUCGCCUCCGCCGCCCCCGCUCCGGUUCGCCUCCGCCACCGCCCCGCAGUACUUCUCGAUCUGUGACCCGCCGCCCCGCGAGUAGCCGCUGGAAUCUAGGGUUCCAACCCCACCCCCCGGCGCGGGUAGUCUAGCUGUUCCGGACAAGGGGGCUGCCACAGUCGCCGCCAGCUUCGCUUCGUACCGAUGGCGGAAGAAGCAGCUGCCAAUGUUAAGAAGGAGGAGGAGGAGUUCAGCACCGGGCCCCUGUCCCUGCUCCUGAUGAGCGUCAAGAACAAUACUCAGGUGCUUAUCAACUGCCGGAACAACAAGAAGCUACUUGGUCGUGUGAGGGCAUUUGACCGUCACUGCAACAUGGUUCUUGAGAAUGUUCGGGAGAUGUGGACUGAGGUUCCAAAGACUGGCAAAGGCAAGAAGAAGGCCCUUCCAGUGAACAAGGACAGGUUCAUCAGCAAGAUGUUCCUCCGCGGCGACUCGGUCAUCAUUGUUCUAAGGAACCCGAAAUGAGUUAGACGACGACGACACCUCGUACUCCCAGAAUAGUCUCUUUGCUAUGUAGUCCCUGUUAAGUUUGUAAUACUGUAUACUCUAAAACAGUGAGUGUUUAAGAGAUGAUAUCAAGCCGAGAUUUAGCAGUAUCGAUUACUGGUCCAGUGUUGUAGUUUGGGAUGUUCUGAGUUUUGCCUGUCCUGUAUCUAAAUUGCACUCGUAGUUUCUAUUCAGAUCAUCAAUAUAUCAGCAGAGGACAAAUUAAUUUUGAGAAA